AUGAAUCACUGUAAUGAAUGUGAAAAAGCUUACACAUAUACCAAUUAUCUUUGCAGCCAUGAAAAACCACAUACUAGUGAGAUCCCCUAUGAAUGUAAUCAGUGUGGUAAAGCGUUUAAACGUUGCUGUGAUCUCCAGAGUAGUCUCCAAAAUCAUAAAAGGACACACACUGGAGAGAAACCCUUUGAAUGUAAUCAAUGUGGUAAAGCCUUUGCAGAUCUCAGUAACUGCCAGAGCCAUAAAAGAAUUCAUAGUGGAGAGAAACCCUAUGAAUGUCAUCAAUGUGGUAAAGCCUUUUCACAACUCAGUAGUCUCCAAAAGCAUAAAAGAACACAUACUGGAGAGGAACCCUAUGCAUGUAAUCAGUGUGAUAAAGCAUUUUCUCAUUGCUGUGAUCUCCAGAGACAUGAAAGAAUUCAUACUGGAGAGAAGCCCUAUGAAUGUAACCAAUGUGGCAAAGCCUUUUCACAUCCCAGUAGUCUCCAAAGUCAUAAAAGAAGGCAUGAAAGAAUUCAUGCUGCUAAGAAAUCCUAUGAAUGUAGUCAAUGUGGUAAAGUCAUUGCACAUUCCAGUGACCUUCGAAGGCAUGAAAGAAUUCAUACUGGAGAGAAAGCCUACAUAUGUAAUCAAUGUAAUCAAUGCCUUUGCACGAUGUUGUGA
This is a messenger RNA of Meriones unguiculatus (Mongolian gerbil), 660 nucleotides long. Its product is annotated as zinc finger protein 120-like. The transcript is spliced from 3 exons. The record is from RefSeq and is a predicted model, not a curated record. Lineage: Eukaryota; Metazoa; Chordata; Mammalia; Rodentia; Muridae. The coding region runs from base 1 to 660 and encodes 219 amino acids. Gene Ontology annotation, cellular component: nucleus.